Messenger RNA from Paramuricea clavata, 2229 nucleotides. The record is from the annotation of a GenBank genome assembly. Lineage: Eukaryota; Metazoa; Cnidaria; Anthozoa; Malacalcyonacea; Plexauridae.
AUGAAACCGCGAAAACAACCAGAGAACGGGAUAGUUUAUAUAAAAACAGUGCGUUGCGAGUACCAAGCCUGGGGAAGCAAAAAUAUUUGUCAAACUAUUCAACUCAGAGCCCAAGAAGUAAGAGCGAGGGAAGACGAUGGUUCGAAAACGAGUCGAAGAAGUCUAGUCAGAGUAGUGAGAGAAGUAAACAAAGUCAAAAGCUGGCGAUGUCUCGGGUUGAAGUUAAAACAGCUUGAAGAAAAGGAAGAGCUCCUUGAAAGACAACAGAAACUAGAAGCUGAAAUAUACGAACGAAAAUUAAAAACAGAAAUGGCAAAAUUGGAAUUAAAAGGUGAAAUUAUCGACGCACGAGCAGAAGUUGAAAAGUGUGCAAUUGAAUCACAAUACUCCGUUGAUGAUGGUGAUUUUGGACGUGACGCAGAUGAGCGACUUCCAGAUCAAGAAAGACAGACUUUACAACAGACCAUGGAGAAGUUUUUGGGAUCCAGUUGGACAGAGAAGCAGGUGGAAGAAUUCCCAACACCGAGUCGAUCAAAUCCUCCGCCGAUAACUUCAGCGAGGAAUGACGGAGGUAUUCAUCCUGAAAUUCAGCGUUUACUCGAAAGACAGAGUCAAGUUAUCGAAGGUCAGAAUACUACGGUAGAAAAGCUGACAUCUAGUCUUGACCUGCCGAAGCGUGAAUUUUUGUGCUUUGAUGGCAACCCAACAACGUAUUUGCGAUUUAUGAAAACUUUGAAGUGAAUGUAGAAAGUCGGGUACCUGACGAAACAGUUAGACUUUCCUAUCUUAUUCAAUAUACCAGCGGGGCAGCUAGACAAGCUAUUGAGAACUGCGUGAUCUACCCGGCAGACGUUGGCUACGAGAAAGCCAAAGAAAUUUUACGUAAGACCUUUGGUCAAAAACAUAACAUCGUACGAGCGUUUGUUGAAAAAGUUGUAAAAGGACCGCAGAUUAAAUCCGGUGAAACCGAAAAGAUGAUGCAAUUAGCCCGUGAUAUGCGCAACUGUUUGAUGAAUUCAAUGCAAAUGAACUACAAGGCGGACAUUAAUUCGUUGGAUAUGUUGACGAAGGUGGUGAAGAGACUUCCAUCAUAUUUGCAGGCGAAGUGGGCAGAUGUCUCGGGUAAAUUAAUCCAAGAAGAAAAACAGCCCGAAUUUGAACAUUUAGUUGACUUUGUGGAAAAGUAUGCUGCGAUAGCCAAUACCACAUUUGGUAAACUGGUCGGAUCGAAGCCAGAAGGAGAUAUCAAACCAAAACCCAAAGUAAGGGAACCUGUUCUUGAUCCCGGCAGAAUAUCAACAUUUGGAACACAGCAUGCUGAAACACAGACUGGUGGUGAUAGUGGUGAUAGUUUGAAUGAUCAUAAAUCGCAGCAAAGAAGUAGGCAGUGUUUACUGUGUGGAGCAUCGAAUCACGACUUGGAAAAAUGCUACAAGUUUAGGCAGAAGUCUUACCAAGAACGAUUAGAAUUUACUCGGACAGAAAAAUUGUGUCACAAUUGUUUAAGAAAGAAUGAUUUUGCAAGAAUCAUUUUGCAAUCAUUUUGCAAGAGAUUGGGUCCGGCAUGUAUGCUGAGUGGCUGUAAUGUUCGACACCAUUCCCUUCUUCAUUUACCAGUUAAUCCACCAGAGAGUUCACCCAGCUCUGAAAAAGAGCAGGAAGAAUCCCCUCAUCGUAGUAACGAGGCCGGAAAUUCUGGACAUUGUGGAGCGGCAGCGAAGAAGAAACCAAGGGUAUGUUUAAGAAUACUUCCAGUCAGAAGAAUCACCAACAACGACGGCACUCGUCAAGUGGAUACGUAUGCCUUUAUUGAUAACGGAUCAGAUACGACACUUUGCAGAAAAGCUUCACCUGAAACAUAAACCAACUGAAUUUUCCCUAACAACGGUCAAUGCUCAGGACAAGAAGAGAUGUGGUCUAGAAGUUGAGCUGAAGGUGCAAGCUUUGAAAGGCGAAGGCGAACUACAAUUAGAUCGUGUAUGGAGUGUUGAUCGUCUACCUAUUUCAGAAAGAAGUAUCCCUGAGGUGGACGAUAUUGGCCAUUGGUCUCAUUUGAAUGGUAUCGACUUCCCCGAGCUCGAUGACAAAGAAGUCAGUAUCUUGAUUGGAAGUGACGUUCCGGAAGUUCAUUGGACAUUGGAGGAAAGACGGGGAGGACCUAAAGAAACCAUUGGGAGUCCGUACCAUACUUGGCUGGACGCUGUUUGGUCCUGUAGGAAGUGGAACUAG